UUUAUUAUCAAACGUUGGUCCCGUCAUCGACGAUCAUAUCGGUACUACGCUCGCUGAGAUUGAUCAUAUCUAGCACUCUGGACGUGAUGACGAGCAUCAUGGAGGUCCUUUCUCCUCUUCCGCCUUCCCCACCACGCACGUCCCCUCCUGCCGCCACUUCCCCAUCUUUCUGGUUCCGCAGCCCCCAAGCCUCGCCCACCCGCUCCCCGCAGCGUUCUGCGCUCUUCGUCCCUCCAGCCCCCGUCCCAACCCCCCCAGUCAUCACCUCAGACAUUUCUGCGCAGGAAAGCAACCAGCCGAAUAACGGGGCAGCUGAUGAUGUAGACUGUAGCCGGCCUUCUCCAGGCGAUCCGCAGGAGGACGGCAGGGAGGGUGCCAACAAAGAACGGCCUCGGGCCAGCUCCUCAAGCGAGUCGGGAAACGUUGAUCCCGCGUUGGGGGCAUCGUCCUCACUCCAAGCCUACCUCAACACCAUCCCUCCCAUCUGGCGCGAGGUCCCUCCCACUCCGCCCACCUCCUCCCACAACUCCACCUCGACGUCCGCAGCGUCCCCCGGGGCCCGCCGUCGUGCUCGUGCCUCCGCCGCCUUUGAGCCCUCAAGUCUUUACCACCACAACUCACGCCACUCCUCCAGCGACGACUCGACGGCUUCACAGCCCGCGAACGCCAUACUCAACGGCCAGGACGGCGACGAAGACGAGGAACAAAGCGGCGAAAUGGGCCCGGGUACGCUGAAAAAGAAGGACUCUCGGCGAAGAAUGUCCUACCCCGUACUAGGCACCUCGCCCAGCCCUCCGGAUGUCCCCCCGCUGCCCGGACUCCUCACGCACACGAGACCUGAUGUUGUUAACGAUUCGCCCCAAGGUCCCAGGUCCAAAGUUUCUAAGCCCCGUCAUUCGCCAGAUCCCGCGCUCGACCUCGCUGUCGAAAGCGCUCAAGCCGAGAAACGACUGUUCCACAUCGUGGGCGACGACGUCGGCUCGGACGAUGAAGACCAUCCAGACACGGAACCGUCUGCCAGGGUAAACGAUGAAGAGACGGAUCGAAGGGAGAAGAUGAAGCUGAUUCGACGGUAUCAUGCACUCACCGAAUUGCUAACGACCGAGGUCGGCUACCUGGUUGAUCUGAGAGCUCUGGUCAAUAUAUACCUUGAGCAACUGCCUCUCCUCACCACGACCGGUCGCACCCUCUCGUACAACAACUUGUCCCGCUCGUCGACCGCGCACUCAUUACGCUCUGCUCGCUCUAUCGCCGCAAACCUUUCCCGUCACAACAAUCAACAACCUUCUACGCCCACGUCUUACUCCAUGUUCGACGCUCACCCUCCAAACUCACCAUCGACCCCUCCGACCCCUCUUGCUACGUCAUUUCCUCCGUCCACGACCGCGACACGACCGUUUCCAAUGACUUCAACAUCUUCUCCAGCCACGACAAGGGAAUCCAAACAUAAGGAUAAAUCCAAUCGCUCACAUCCGAUCCUCGACACAGAAAAUCUUGACGCCAUUCGAAGGAACGCAACUCAACUUCUCAAUUUUCACGAGGAUUUCCUCACCAAGUUACGAACCGCACUUGAUCCCGUAGGUUUCCCGAUGGUCAGCGAAGAGGACAUGAAGAAGGAAAGGUCCAGUGGAGAGAUGAGUACGAUCUUGGGCCUUGGUGGAGACCUACUCGGAGGAGACUUGUUCUCUCCUGGGGUACAGAGCGGGGUGGUGAGGAAGUUGCAGGAUGCAAUUGUGGCCGUCACCACCGUAUUCACGACGCAGGCUGCCCUAUUCAACAUCUAUCAAGAGUUUUGUUCCGGUCAUUUCGUCGCGAUCGACGUGGUCCGUGCGGCUCAGACCCAAUUUCCUUCGGAAUGGGGAGCAUUCGAGACGCGAUGCGCGCGCCGUGUAGGCGAUAUGCUUGCAGGUCUGGAAACGCCUGCCUCUCCGUCAGGUGAGAUUGUUGAGGAGAAGGCGAGGGAGGGUCGGAAGCGUAAGAAGUCGGAGAAGGACGAGAAGAGAGGGAGGGAGAAGAGGGAGAAAUUGGCGGCAGCGUCGGCCGCGGCCAUGAAGAAGAGACGACACUCGAUGUCUUCGCUCGCGGUACCCAGUUUCUCGCCACUUUCGCAUGCUCCACCGAAUGAAGGUCGCGGCCUCUCGCCUGUGCGUUCGAAUGCGGAUCUGAAGGAUGCAGUAGCUGAUCAUAUCGAGGAUGCUGAGGAAUCGAUUGAUAGUCAUCGCGCGGGCAGUCUGGAUAUGAAGGAACGUUCAGCAGAGGGCAAGUCGGGGAGGGAGAGAAGGUUGCCCAAGCUGAAAUUCAACGACUAUAUCAUCAAGCCCAUCCAGCGUCUUUGCAAGUAUCCACUCCUUCUCGACGCCAUGCUCUCCUCUCCACCAGUCCGAAGUCCGCCUCCGAUGUCCUCUUCAUCUUCCGGAUGCCUCGUCGAUCGGGAGUUACCGUUACCCUCUGGGCCGGACGUGGUCGUCGCGAGCGCUACACAGGCGAUGCGCCAUGUUGCCGCCUUGGUCGACCAAUCAAAGCAUACGUACGAUCAGACUGUGAAGGCUACGACGAUCCUGGACAGAUACACUACGACGGCACCGUCGUUGCUUUCGUUCUUGAAGACGGCGGGUCCGGUGUCGAUGGCAGGCUCUCUGGGCGUCGUGUUUGGGACGGGUCGGAGGCUGAGUGAGAUGGGAUCCGGACUUCUGAACGCAAAGUAUCUGGGCGCGUUCUUAUACGAGGCGGGCUAUCUGGUACUAGCAAAGGUGUCGAAGGGGAAGUACGAACCGCGGCACUGGUUCACUCUGGCUGGCAUGACACUGGAUCCUCUGGAGGGCGAGGAAGCUCUCCUCGGCAAGAACACAUUUCGGUUACGCGGACAAGGUCAUGAGUUCGAGUUCUCGACGUUUUCGCCAGGCGAGAAGGAUAUCUGGAUGUCGGCGUUCAGGGAUGCCCGGGAUGCAAGGCCACUGUGGACACCCUCUGAAGCGCCUUCCAGUUUGCAUAUGGACCCAGGUGUGGGAGAGAUGCAACGGGAGUAUGAGAGCUCGCCAAUGGAAUCGAUUGCACCCCUUCCGAAUAUCCAAUCCACCUCUGGUGUCGAGAUCGAACGUCUGAAGACCGCUCCGACGUCUUACAAGGCCACUCGACCGACUCUGCGAACGGAUCCCUCGUUCAAGAGCGAGGCCACCGCGCCGAGUCGCCGUUCGUCUACCGCGUCUGUCAUACAGUUCUUCUGCUCCACGCCAGACUCCAGCGUUCGCGUCGAUUGGCCUUCGAAGGAGUCAUGGGCGCAAGUCGAGCGCGAUAUAGGCGAUGUGAUCAAUGCCGAUCUGCAAGCUGCUCGAGCGGUGGCGGAGGCGCUGGGGCAAGUCUCACCGGAUAGGCCAAAGCAGUAUUUGGGCCCGACGACUUCUGGGGUGGGGAUAGCGGGCGCGAUGGGUGUUGCUGCGCGCAACAAGUUGACGAAGCGCGAGAGCGUGCUCGUUAAGAGGCGGAAGAGCAAUAUGGAUUUCCAGGCCGAAGAGCCUCCUGUGCCGCCCCUUCCGGCUUCGGUGUCGGCGAACAUGACGAGCAAGCCAGGCAAGAAGGCGAAGAACAGGAAGCCGCCGAAACUUCAGGCCGUGGAUAUCUUCAGCGCCAACGCUGGUCCUGAUAGUGUCGAUGACGGCGGUAUUGUCGUUCAGAGUCCAGAAAAUACGCCAGACUCGCCGACUUUGCUGUCUCAGUGUUCUUGUACUGACGCUUCGCAUGGCGGCUCCAGUUCUGUCAGCCCGGCCGUGGAGACACAUCCCCGCCCAGGACGGGUUAACUCAGACGCAAGUUACGACAUUGUGAACGUGCACGCUGUGGAGAGUUACAAGCCUCAACGUUCGCGAUCCAUGAUCGACAACGUCCGUGGAUUCUUCCAACAAACGAACGUACCUCUUGCGCGCACCGUCUCUAUCUCUCGUCUUCCGUCACCGUUCACACCGAUUACUGGCCCAGACACUAUACCCCAGAGACCUGCCGCUUCGAGCACACCGACGAUGGAGACUGUCCGACGCAAGUGGCGUCAGUCGAUCAGACGUCGAGUCGGUAGCGACUCGAGGAUAUCUUCUGCCGAGCACCCUACUGCUUCGACGUCAGAGCCUCUUCUACCUGCGCGCCCUACUCCGCUGGAGACUAUACACUCUCCCGGUGAUGAGCUACAGGGCUUGGAUGGAAUCAUGACUCCAAGGGCUAAUGGUCCACAAUUCAACGACUACAUGACACGUCCGCGGAUGGCAGGAGAACAUUCUCGACAUACUUGGGAUCUCAGCGACUUCCCCGUGGCCCGGAGUUUCUCGCCGAGUCACAGCGAAAGCUUUACGACGAUGAUGGCCUCUGCACACCCUCUCGUUUCGUCCCCCGACGAAGUUGAGCUUCACAGUACGGAGCGAGCAAGUUCACCCGGUCAUACACUCCCUUCACCAUUGUUCGCACCGCCCUCACUCCCACCACCAUUGACACCCCCUUCCACGUUGUUCUCUUCGACAGCGAAGAGGCCGAGCUCGAGUUCGAAGUUGAUGAGUUUUCUCACGUUUUCGCGUUCGCCGUCGGAUGACCCCGAGUCGUGAUUCGAACGCAUCGAUAUAGUUUCUUCUCCCUAUACAUAGACGCUUGAACAUACUAAUAUUAUUCCUGUGCAUCAUCACUCAUGGCUUUUCACCUGUACAAACUCCCCCAGUCAUAUAUUUCCUGCAUCUCUCCCCAUUUGCAUCUGAUCGCCGCAUAUACGCACAGAUUCAGCACCUACAUUACUUGUCACAGUUUAUUCUAUGCGAUAGUACCCUCUUCUUUUCUCUGUCUCGCACCAUUGAUGCCGUCGAUCCAUCUCACCAUACAUCUGCGUACCCCACACAUCUACC
Messenger RNA from Stereum hirsutum FP-91666 SS1, 4874 nucleotides. Its product is annotated as Dbl-like domain-containing protein. The transcript has 4 exons. Gene Ontology annotation, biological process: regulation of GTPase activity. Gene Ontology annotation, molecular function: guanyl-nucleotide exchange factor activity. The coding region runs from base 717 to 4583 and encodes 1288 amino acids. NCBI's taxonomy places the organism in Eukaryota, Fungi, Basidiomycota, Agaricomycetes, Russulales, Stereaceae. The record is from RefSeq and is a predicted model, not a curated record. Gene Ontology annotation, cellular component: cytoplasm.